This is a messenger RNA of Salvia miltiorrhiza (redroot sage), 1321 nucleotides long. Its product is annotated as acetylajmalan esterase-like. Gene Ontology annotation, molecular function: hydrolase activity, acting on ester bonds. Bases 25 to 1254 code for a protein of 409 amino acids. The transcript is spliced from 4 exons. Lineage: Eukaryota; Viridiplantae; Streptophyta; Magnoliopsida; Lamiales; Lamiaceae. The record is from RefSeq and is a predicted model, not a curated record.
CUUCUUCUAAUAUUAAUUGAAACGAUGGCUUCCUCUUCAACUCCCAUCAAAUCGAUCAUCGCACUUGUUAUACUUAACUUUCUGUUCCUUUCUCACGCUUCAUACGCUCCGCCACCAUCCUACGCUCAGCCGCCGUCUUACGCCGCCGCCGCUGAGCUCCCCAAGCUCUGCAAUUUUGAUGAUUUAUAUAAACCCGGUGGAGAGCACAUUUUUGACGAUAUUGAAAAUUGCAACGUCGGCCUCUUUAAAAUGUGCAAAAUUAACGAAAUUUAUCAGUUUGGAGAUUCAAUUUCCGAUGUGGGCAAUUUAAUCCGUGAGAUGCCGGCGGUGGGAGCGGCCACCCCUCUCGCCCGCCUGCCUUACGGUGGUGAUUUCCCGAUGGGUCCUACCGGCCGCGCCUCCAACGGAAACCUUAUGAUCGACUAUUUUGCAAUGGAUGCUGGUCUUCCUUUACUCCCACCCUUCAAAAAGUAUGACGCUGAUUUCAGUCACGGCGUCAACUUCGCCGUGGUGGGCUCAACGGCGUUGCCGUGGGAUGCAUUGGCUGCUCUCAACAUCUCCUCUCCGGUGACCAACACUUCUCAGUCGGUGCAGUUGGAUUCGUUGUCUGCUUAUUUCUAUUCCAUCCACAAAGAUUCUAGCGGGAAACUCGAAAACUCACUUUUUAUGUUGGGAUCUUUUGGUGGAAGCGAUUAUCACUACGCUUUAUUCCAAGAAAAGACCAUUCACGAAAUAGAAACCACAUUGGUACCAAAAGUUGUGGAUGCGAUCAUGGCUGCUGUUGGUAGGUUGAUUAGUUUAGGGGCAAGAAAGGUGGUGGUGCCCGGGCUGUACACUAUCUUCCGACUUCCCAUUUAUCGCACGGCUUUCCCAGGCAACAACGACAUGUUUGAAGUGAGCGAUGACCUUGCAAUCUACCAUAAUGCUCUACUGCAACGAGCCAUCGACAAAUUCAACCAAGAAGAAAGCCCUGAUGCCAUGGUCAUCUAUGGGGAUUGUUUCACAGCUUAUGAAAGAUUAGAGACCUACGCUGUUGGUCGAAUGAACCUCAUGGUUUGCUGUGGGAGCGGAGGCGGCAGCUACAACCUCGACUUGACAAGAAUGUGUGGAGCAGACGGCGUUUCUGCUUGUGCAGAGCCCAACAAACACAUUAGUUGGGACGGGGAGAAUUUAACACAAGAAGCCUAUAGAAUAAUGACAAAGUAUUUGCUGCAUCAUAUCUUCGUCGGCUUUCAAUGCCCUUAUCCUUAUUGAACUAUAUAUAUGCAGCUGCUCUUAGUUUGCACGUAUUAGGGUCAGCUCAUGCUUCUUCUUAAUUUCA